This is a messenger RNA of Psylliodes chrysocephalus, 489 nucleotides long. Lineage: Eukaryota; Metazoa; Arthropoda; Insecta; Coleoptera; Chrysomelidae. The record is from the annotation of a GenBank genome assembly.
AUGGAGAGAGGAAAUAUGAAUAAUAUGGUAGGUAGAAAUUUAGAUGAUAUUACUGUAGAUGAGAUAAAUGAAAUGUCAGAAGAAGACGAAAAUGAUAGCCAAUACAUAAAUGAUAUCCAAGAAGAAAACAUGGAUAACAAUAAGGAAAAUAAUAAACAAAAAAUGCCAAGUAAUCCAGAAAAAAAUAUUGUAAAUAUCAGUGCAGGCGGAACCCAAUUAAAGGAUAAAAAAAUAAGAAAGGACAAAAAAAUAAAAGAAAAUAUAAGAAACUGUAAUGUUCAGGUCAAACAUUCAUUUGCAAGAAGAACAUGGUCAACUCUGGAAAUAGAGCGCACAAUGAAAAGAUUUGGAAAUUAUUUAAUAAUUAAAAAAUUACCGGGAAAACGGGAGAUUGAAACAUUUCUGUCUGAUAAUAAAGAAGUGAUGAGUUCAAGAAACUGGCGAAAUGUGAAAGAUUUUCUUUAUCAUAAAAUAAAAAUAAAUAAAUAA